Messenger RNA from Naegleria fowleri, 2868 nucleotides. RefSeq lists its product as uncharacterized. NCBI's taxonomy places the organism in Eukaryota, Heterolobosea, Eutetramitea, Acrasida, Naegleriidae. Gene Ontology annotation, biological process: negative regulation of MAPK cascade; protein dephosphorylation. The record is from RefSeq and is a predicted model, not a curated record. Gene Ontology annotation, cellular component: cytoplasm. The coding region runs from base 1 to 2868 and encodes 955 amino acids. The transcript has a single exon. Gene Ontology annotation, molecular function: MAP kinase tyrosine/serine/threonine phosphatase activity; protein tyrosine/threonine phosphatase activity.
AUGGAAGUAUUUGAUCGAAUUCUACUCGGAAACAAAGAUGAUGCCUGCGAUAUUCACCUCUUCAAAGAACAAAACAUUGGUCUUGUCAUUAACGUAACCGAUAACAUUGAUAACCACUUUGAGAAUAAGACUGAAAUCAAAAUCAAGUUACGAAAACAUGAACAAACCGAGAUGAUGAGAAGUCUCUCUCAAUCCUCCCACGACAUGGAUGAAUUGGUUUUUGAUGAACAAGAUGAAAACAUCACUCCCAAGAAGGCUACAACAACAACGACACCUCUCGUUGAUGAAACAUCCUCUCAUUCUUGCACGCUCACCUUUGAUGAGGAAGAUGAGCUCGUUGUUGGUUGCCUACCAACUGACCCAACUGACCCAACAAAUCCACCGUUUCUUCCUCCUUGCUCGUUAUUGAAGAAACAAGAAAAUUCACCUCUAGGCCUCACGACCACCUUAUCGGAUCACAAGAACUGUGAGUUGGUGAACGUUGAGCAACAUCAUCACGGUUCUUCCAUGACCACUUCAACCACAGUCUCUGAUUAUUUACUCGUUCCUUCUCAAUCUUCCUCUUCUGCAAGCAAUGAGAUGAUGGAAAACUCGAGGUAUUCCUCGAGUCAGCUCUCUUUGGUCUCUUCAGCCUCUUCAGAUCCCAUGCUUUUGGAUUCUGAAAGUGUCAUGUCCAAUGGUGUUGGUGGAGCUGGUUCUAACUCUUACUUUGCCACACUUGGAUCUGAAGAAGAGUUCAGUAGAAUAUCAAACAUGAGUGAAGGACUCUCCUUCAGCUCCAACACGCUCGAUUCUGUUGUUGUUUCUGAGUCCAAUUCUAACUCUGGGAUACCCAUCACCGAUGUCACUCAUACGCACGAAGAAUUUGCAACACCGAACAGCAAGAAAUCAACAACACCGUCAAGAUCCUCAAGAAAUUCCUCCUCAAAGAAGAAGUCAUCUUCUUCCAAGAAGUUGACCAAUCCAAGCCGUAAAAAAGCCGUUCCAGUGUAUCGAACGGUAAAAUUGAAUCAUCCCAUUAUUUAUCAUAAUAUCUCCAUUGAGGACUCGAGUGAGAUUUGCAUUUCUGAGUAUUUUGAUGACGCCAUCACCGUCAUUGUGGGAUUUCUUGAUCAGUAUCCAGACCGAAAAGUUUUGAUUCACUGUCGAGAAGGCAGAAGCAGAAGUGUCUCAACACUUAUUGCAUUUGGAAUGAAGCACCUCAAAAUGUCUCUCAAGGAUUGCUACCAACAUGUCACGGAAAAGAUUGAUGGUCGAGAUCGUAUCAAUGAUGGUUUCAAACGUCAAUUGAUGCAAUACGAGCUCAAGCUUAAAGAAAAACAAUUCAUUGAGGCGAAACGAGAAGAGCACUACAAAACAAAUCCAGAUGUUCCAUUCAAUGAGGAGCUUGUGCUUGCUGAAUUACCUGCCGACAUUCAUGUCAACUCCUUUUCUUUCUUUAAUAGAAACAAGUACGGAAAGAGCUAUGUGAACAAGUCUUCUCGUGGUCAUCAUGAUGCUGAAGACGAUAUGGACUUUGACGAAGAAGACGAAUAUGAAUAUGAAGAUGAAGAUAAUUUCGAUGAAGAGGACUUGGAUGAUGAAGAUUUCGAUGAAAGUUACGGUACCAAAAAGAAGAAGAAGCCAAGCUCCAAACGAAAGGGAGCUGGAAAAGGUACCACACGCCAACAAAAACUCUUCUCCAAACAAUGGAAUGAAAUUAAUAUUGAGACAAAGCCAAACAAGACUCAGGGCAAGCAAUUGAGCUUGAUGGACAUGUUUGCAAAGAAAGUGAAAAAGGUAGAAUCAGGAGGAUCCUCCUCGACCGAUACAACCAAGUUGCAAGAUGGUCAUAACGGGGGUGAAAAAGCUGCCAAACAACCUAAGCAACCUACCUUGGAAGAAACUCUCUUCAGCCCUAAAAAACCAAAGAAACAAUCGUCUACCAAGAAGAAGACUACACGCUCUUCAAAGAACAAAAAGACUUCCAACAAGAAGGAUGAUGCUGCUCCUCCAACAAUGAGCAAUGCGAACUCAUCAUUGACCGAAGCUUCUAGUGACAUGAUUCCAAAAACAUCUGACACUGCAGUACCAGCAGCUGCUUUGAGUAGUGACAACGAUACUUUAAAGGUUGUCACAACAGACAUCUCUUUAGAUCCACAACAAGAUGCGAUCAUGGCCGAAGCAAGUUCUGUUCCCGCCUUUGAUGUUACCACUCAUUUGGCGAGUGCUUCAUUUGAAGAUAAGACUCAGUCAUCUUCACAGCCUGCCACCACCUCAUCAAAGAAGAAAAAGGAACCCAAGAAAGAUCAAGCCAAUGGAAAUACCAAGAAGAUCUUUAAACGUGCUCCUCGGUUAGUGAAACCAGAACAAACUGUUGAAGAUUCUUCAGUCAUGACUGAUGAAAAGCCUGCGCUUGAAAAGACAAAGAAUGAAGCAAAGAAGAGAAAGAAGGACGAAACCAACCAGAAGGAAAAGAAAGAAUCAAAGAAGAAGAAAAACAAGUCAAACGAAGAAGAAUCCAAGAGAGAAACAAAAAAGAGAAAGAAGGAAAAGAAGGAAAAGAACCCAACAGAAAGCUCUUCAGCUGCCACCACAAGCACCACUUGUGCCGAUCUCGAAAUCAUCACUCCUACAACGCAAGACAAUCAUUCCUCACUUGUGGAUCAUCCUAAUGUAUGCAUGGCUACAGCAACAACAACCUCAGAACAGUUGGAACAUCAUCGACCAGAGGAGAAUAAGGAAAAUAUUCUUCCCUCUGAGAAGAACUCUCAUUCAGCAGCUGCAUCCACACUCUCAUCCUCUUCUGAAACGACUACUUUAAAGAAGAAGAAAUUGAACAGUAUCACCAAUUACUUUAAACCAAAGCCACAACCAACCAACGUUUGA